Molecule: messenger RNA, 4033 nt
Organism: Epinephelus lanceolatus (giant grouper)
Lineage: Eukaryota; Metazoa; Chordata; Actinopteri; Perciformes; Serranidae
Source: RefSeq, a predicted model, not a curated record
CAGGACAGGGACAACUCACGGAUCAUGAGAGCAGCCAAGAUGCCACUUGAAUGGGUUAUACCAUGGCUCACCCUCUACUUUGGAUUAUCUGCAGCCAGCACUGUCAUGAUUCCGACAAUGACCCAAGUGUACACAAUUAAAGAAGUGAGACCUGCUCACAACGACCAGAUCUGCAGUACAUGGGGAAACUACCACUUUAAGACUUUCGAUGGAGAUUUCUUCCAGCUUCCCUCCUCUUGCAACUAUAUCCUUGCAUCCCAGUGUAAGGCAAGCUUUGAAAGUUUCAACAUCCAGUUCCAACGGCAGGAGAUGGAUGGGGUCCCCACCAUUAAGAAGGUCACCAUGAGACUGGAGGGAGCUGUUGUGGAAUUAGACAAGACUUCCAUCAAAGUCGAUAAUGAACUUGUCACUAUACCAUUCAGCCAGGGUGGCAUUUCAAUUGCAAGAACCGUCUCCUACAUUAAAAUCGACGCAAAGCUCGGUGUGGUCGUCAUGUGGAAUGAAGAUGACGCCCUCUGGGUUGAGUUGGAUGCAAAAUUCAAAAAUCAGACCUGUGGCCUGUGUGGUGACUACAAUGGAGUCCAGGUUUAUGAUGAGUUCAUCAGGACAGGAACUGGGGAGUCUUUCACUAUUGAAUACUAUGGGGAGGCCUCGCAAAACGAUGGUCCCAAUGAAGAGUGUGCAGCAAUGUCCUCUUCAGCCACGCAGAGCUGUGCAAAUCAAACAGACCUCUGUACAAACUUGCUGUCAGGACCAGCAUUUCUCAGCUGUCAAAACCUGAUUGAUAUUGACUCGUUCACCAAAGCCUGUAUGAAGGACCUGUGCCGCUCCAACAACAGCACUUCAUGCUUGUGUGCAACCAUGUCAGAGUACUCCCGUCAGUGUGCUCAUGCAGGCGGACAACCACAGCAAUGGAAGACCGCACAACUGUGUUCAACAACAUGCCCUUUCAACAUGGAGUAUAAAGAAUGUGGUAGUCCCUGUACUGACACCUGCAGCAACCCCCAGAGAAGCCAAGUGUGUGACGAUCACUGCAUGGAUGGAUGUUUCUGUCCAUCUGGGACUGUCUUUGACGACAUUAUACAAAAUGGCUGUGUUGCUAUUGACAAGUGCACCUGUUUACACAAUGGCCAGCCCUACCAACCAGGGGAAUCGUACACAAGGGCGUGUCAAAAAUGCAUGUGUACCCGGGGCCAGUGGCGCUGUGAGGAUAUAGAAUGUCCUGGUAUCUGCUCCCUGCUGGGUGGUGCCCACAUCUCCACCUAUGAUGAUAAAAUGUAUACUUUCCAUGGAGAUUGCUCCUAUGUUCUCACCAAGGAAAUCAAUGGGACGUUCAGUGUCCUAGGUGACCUGGCCAAAUGUAAAAAUUCAGAUAAAUCAACGUGCCUGGCUGCAGUCACCCUACUACUGCCUAAACACAUGAUGAUUGUAGUUGAUUCCAGCGGACAGUUUUUGUAUAACAAACUGAUCACACAGCUGCCUUUUUUCAUGGAUGAUGUAACAGUCUUCAGGCCAUCGACAUUCUUUAUUGUAAUCCACACCAGUUAUGGGCUUCAUCUCGAGAUUCAGCUCUCACCCAUUAUGCAGAUCUACAUCAAAGCCAGUGUUUCCAAUAAGGGAAAACUCAGGGGUCUUUGUGGAGAUUUUAAUGAUGUGGAAGCUGACGACUUCAGAACCACUAAUGGAUUGAUUGAGGGAACGGCUGGGACAUUUGUCAACACCUGGAAAGCCAGAGGAAGCUGCCGCGAUGUGACAAACGCACUCGGCGACCCCUGCACUUUGAGUAUAGACAAGGAGAAAUAUGCUAAACAUUGGUGCGGCUUGCUGUCAGACCCAAAUGGGAUUUUUGCAAAGUGCCAUUCUGAAAUAAACCCAGAAGACUAUCAAACUGCUUGUAUUUAUGACACUUGCGCCUGCGAAAACAGUGUCAAGUGCAUGUGUGCUGCCAUAUCCUCCUACGUCCAUGCAUGUGCAGCUGAAGGUGUCUUACUGAACGGAUGGAGGAGCACUGAAUGCCAGAUAUUCACAACUGGCUGCCCCCCUACUUUCGUGUAUGGCUACCAAAUGACAAGCUGUGAUCGCACCUGCAAAUCUCUCAGUCAGUGGGACUCAACAUGCGAGGUUGAGUUUACCCCGCUUGAUGGCUGCGGCUGUGGUGAGGGAACUUACCUAAAUGAGAAGGGAGACUGUGUGCCAGCCUCACAUUGCCACUGUCAUGUGGGAGACAUGGUGGUACGCCCUGGGCAGGUCAUCAGACACCUUGGGCAAACUUGCUCCUGCCAUAGUGGAAAAUUAACAUGCACAGGAGACCACAUAAGUGAAUCAUGCACAGAGCCAAUGGUUUUCAUCAGCUGCUCAAACGCAAAACCAGGUGACAAGGGAUCUGAGUGCCAAAAAAGCUGCCAGACACUGGGCACAGAAUGUGUCAGUACACAGUGUAUGCCAGGCUGUGUAUGCCCUGCUGGCCUGCUGUCUGAUGGUAAAGGAGGCUGUGUUACGGAGGAGAACUGUCCCUGCCCAUUCAACGGAGAAUCCUAUAAUUCUGGACAGACUGUCACUGUGGACUGCAAUACCUGCACUUGCAAAAGCGGAAAAUGGAAUUGUACAGAAAAUGAGUGUGAUGGGACCUGUACCAUAUAUGGAGAAGGGCAUUACAUCACCUUUGAUAAAAAGAAAUUCUCCUUUCACGGGGACUGUGGCUACGUCUUCACUCAGGAUUACUGUGGGGACGAUAUGAAUGGCACCUUCAGGGUCCUGACUGAGAGCAUCCCAUGUGGAACAAGUGAAAGCAUCUGCUCCACUGCUAUCAAACUCUACUUAGGGAACAAUGAAAUUGUUCUGUCAGAGGAACAUGUCAGAGUUAUCAAGCAAAACAAAGGGGAGGACAUACCCCAUCACAUCCAGACAAUGGGCAUAUAUCUUGUCAUUGAGGCAAAGAAUGGACUUGUUCUCAUUUGGAAUAAGAAGACGACACUCAUGAUCAGACUCAAGCCCACAUUCAAGGGAAAAGUCUGUGGUCUUUGUGGUAAUUAUGAUGGGAAUGUAAAAAAUGAUUUCACCACCAGAGACAAACAGAUUGUGGUUGAAGCCCUUGAGUUUGGAAACAGCUGGAAAGACUCACCUACCUGCCCUAAUGCAAACACACAUAGAAAUCCCUGCAGUCUAUACUCACACAGACAGGCAUGGGCAUUAAAACACUGCAGUAUUAUCAACAGUGAAGUGUUUGCCAGUUGCCAUUCAAAGGUGGACCCAAGACAUUAUUAUGAUGCCUGUGUGAGAGACACAUGUUCCUGCAACACAGGGGGAGAUUGUGAAUGUUUCUGCUCCUCUGUAGCAGCUUACGCAGCAGCUUGCAAUGAAGCUGGAGCCUGUGUAAGAUGGAGAACUCCCACAAUCUGCCCUCUAUUCUGUGAUUUUUACAACCCUGAUGGAGAGUGUGAAUGGCACUACGAGCCUUGUGGAAAACCAUGCAUGAAGACAUGUAGGAAUCCCUCAGGAGUAUGCUACAAUCACAUUCCAGCAUUAGAAGGCUGCUAUCCAAGCUGCCCGCCCGAAAAAUCUUAUUUGGAAGAAAUUACCAUGAAGUGUGUGUCAGAGAAAGAAUGUGGCUGCUAUCUCGAAGGAACGCAUUAUGAAGAAGGGGAGCGCAUGCCUCGAAAGGAAAACUGUCAAAUUUGUCACUGUUCAUCAACAAAGCGUGAGUGCAGUGAUAGCGUCAAAGCUUGCGAGUGUUCAUAUCAUGGACGUAUAUACAAAUAUGGAGAUACAAUCUAUGACACAAAUGAUGGAAAUGGAACCUGUAUCAGAGCUGUUUGUGGAGAAGGAGGAAAUAUUACCAGAAUCAUGGAUCCGACUUGCCCUCAUACAACCACCUCGGCAACACCUACAACAAUCUUUGUUUUUAGCACAAGUGGUAAAUAUGAGAGACAAAAAAAGUGCAUUGGUGUAAAACAUUUACAAGCCCAUUUUAAUGAUGUAUUUUGACACUUUAAAGACAACUUCCUAGGUUCAUCUUCUUUUUCUUUCUUUUUUU